GCGAGAGAGGAACCGAUCGAGGCAAUCAAUAGCAUAAUUGCACAUAGGGGAGGAGAGAAAACUGUAAUAGCAUCAUAACUAUGGCGGGGGUGUCACUGCAGUGCGGGGAUUGUGGGGCCCUCUUGAAGUCCGUACAGGAAGCGCAGGAGCACGCCGAGCUCACUACCCACUCCAACUUCUCGGAAUCGACGGAGGCCGUUCUCUCUCUCGUUUGCACCACUUGCGGCAAGCCUUGCCGAUCCAAAACAGAAAGUGAUUUGCAUACAAAGAGAACUGGGCAUACGGAGUUUGUAGAUAAGACUUCAGAGGCAACAAAACCAAUAAGUUUGGAGGUUCAAAAGGAGGCCAUGGAUACAGAAGAGGCUCUUAAUGCUCUCAGUACUAACCAGCCUGAAGAAAUGGUUGUUCCAGAGGUUGAUAAAAAGUUGCUUGAGGAACUUGAAGCAAUGGGGUUCACAACUGCACGAGCUACUCGGGCUCUCCAUUACUCUGGUAACAACAGUCUUGAUGCUGCUGUAAAUUGGAUAGUUGAACAUGAGAGUGACCCAGACAUAGACCAAAUGCCCUUGGUACCUGUCAACAGCAAAACAGAGGAUCCAAAACCUUCUCUCACACCAGAAGAAAUAAAGCUCAAAGCACAAGAAUUAAGAGACCGAGCUCGUAAGAAGAAAGAGGAGGAAGAAAAGAAACUGGAAAGGGAAAAGGAAAAGGAGAGAAUUCGAAUUGGCAAGGAACUCUUAGAAGCUAAACGAAUCGAGGAAGAAAACGAAAGAAAACGUAUACUAGCCUUACGUAAAGCAGAGAAAGAGGAAGAGAGAAGAGCUAGAGAGAAGAUUCGUCAGAAACUUGAAGAAGACAAGGUUGAAAGAAGAAGGAAGCUUGGAUUGCCUCCAGAGGAUCCUGCGACUGUAAAACCUGCUGCACCUGUUGUGGAGGAGAAAAAGAGCUCAUUGCCUGUUAGGCCUGCUACAAAGGCUGAACAAAUGAGGGAGUGCUUGCGAUCCCUUAAGCAAAACCAUAAGGAUGACGAUGCCAAAGUGAAGAGAGCUUUUCAGACUCUCUUGACAUAUAUAGGGAAUGUUGUCAAAAAUCCUGAUGAAGAGAAGUUCAGAAAGAUCAGACUUAGUAACCAAUCCUUUCAGGAUAGGGUUGGCGCAUUGAGGGGAGGCAUUGAGUUCCUUGAGCUUUGUGGGUUUGAGAAGAUGGAAGACAAUGAGUUUUUGUUUCUUCCUAGGAACAAUGUUGACAUAGCAGUGCUGAACUCAGCUGGCUCUGAGCUAAAUUCAGCAAUUAACAAUCCUUUUUUCGGGGCUCUGUGAGCGACAAUGGAUUUGGGAACGUGACAAUUUUAUUUUAUUUUUGGCAAAAAUGCUAUUUUCGUAUCUGGGAUUGUUAAGCAUACACUCUGAAUUAAAAUGCAUGGUUGAACAUUUACUUAUUUUGUGACUUUGUUGCUCUAUGUUGGUUGUUACAUCUAUUUGGUUUCAUUGUUACAGC
Molecule: messenger RNA, 1497 nt
Organism: Tripterygium wilfordii
Lineage: Eukaryota; Viridiplantae; Streptophyta; Magnoliopsida; Celastrales; Celastraceae
Product: vicilin-like seed storage protein At2g18540
Exons: 12
Coding region: 81-1319 (412 amino acids)
Molecular function (GO): protein binding
Source: RefSeq, a predicted model, not a curated record